Boleophthalmus pectinirostris (great blue-spotted mudskipper) is the source of this 1069-nucleotide messenger RNA. RefSeq names its product programmed cell death protein 10-like. The record is from RefSeq and is a predicted model, not a curated record. Gene Ontology annotation, biological process: regulation of Golgi organization; positive regulation of MAP kinase activity. NCBI's taxonomy places the organism in Eukaryota, Metazoa, Chordata, Actinopteri, Gobiiformes, Gobiidae. Bases 1 to 672 code for a protein of 223 amino acids. Gene Ontology annotation, cellular component: Golgi apparatus; FAR/SIP/STRIPAK complex. The transcript is spliced from 7 exons. Gene Ontology annotation, molecular function: protein kinase binding.
AUGGAUGGAGAUGUGCGCGGAGAGCUCUGCUGUUCUCCUCCAGCGCCGCAGCUCGUUUGCCGCAGACCCCGCCCACCCCGCGCCAUUGGUCCAAUCAACACCUGCCAAAGAACUUUUUUUAUCUUUCAGUUGGAAAAAGAUGACACAUCCUCCGCCGCACAGACCUUGAAAGCAGCCUUUAUGGAGGCAGAAAAACGCAGUCCAGGGCUUACACAACAGAUUCUAUUAAAAAUACUGCAGAAGGAAAAGAUACAAGUCAACUACCAUGAGUGUCUGCUCCGGAUGGCUGAUGAAGAAUUUGAAGCUCUGAUGAUUGACAGGAAGGAGCCAGAGCUCCAAACCCUGAAUAAGAAAGCCCGCGCUCUUAAACGUGUCCUCAGCACCGUCCCCGACGAAAUCCAAGACAAAGUGCGCUUCCUACAGACCAUCAAGGACAUCGCUGGUGCCAUCAAGGAGCUGCUGGACACUGUGAACGCCAUCUUCAAAACGCACCAGUAUCAGAACAGACGGGCCAUGGAGCAGAAGAAAGAGUUUGUGAAGUGUUCCAAGAACUUCAGUGACACGCUCAAGGUCUACUUCAAAGACGGAAAAGUGGCUAACGUCUUUGCCAGCGCCAACCGCCUCACCCACCAGACCAGCAUGAUCCUCCUCGCCUUCAAGAGCAACGCCUGAACACUCACCACGAGCCCCGCCACAUGCAGAACAGCAAAUCAUAACAAGCUAUUUCAAUCACCAGCGCUUUUUAUGUAUCGAGUAUUGAAUCCAGAUCAAAUAUAUAAACUACGAUGAACAAAAAAUAUGACGCAAUCCCGGAUAAACAGCUUGCACUUUGAAAUGCAACAGCUGUAAUGAUGGGAGAAAGUACAGAUCAAAGUAGGCCUAUAUAUGAAGUGUCACUCAGUGCUUUAAGAGAUAUGAGACAGCUGUACAAUAUUAAUGAUAAAAUAAUUAGUAUUCCAGUCAACUUUCUGUAUCUAUGGCAGUAUUUAUCACAGAGUCUUUUUGUAAAUAAAUAAGGACUAAAAUGUACGAAUGUUGAGAUGUCAUAAAACUGUAAUUCUCAAAACUA